Hippocampus zosterae (dwarf seahorse) is the source of this 1681-nucleotide messenger RNA. RefSeq lists its product as uncharacterized. Bases 261 to 833 code for a protein of 190 amino acids. The transcript is spliced from 4 exons. The record is from RefSeq and is a predicted model, not a curated record. NCBI's taxonomy places the organism in Eukaryota, Metazoa, Chordata, Actinopteri, Syngnathiformes, Syngnathidae.
CCGUCCUCUUAUUUAACCGAUGAGGUCCUCUUUCAACAAAAUGCUUUUAACUUCCCUUUUCUCCUGAGCCACUUCCCUUUUGUUUGAUAACUUCUAGUCAGUGCAGCACGAGAGAAACAACCACCAUGGUUUGAAUUCUGUAUCACAAAUGUUUUGGGCUCUUUCCGGAAGGGCUUUAUAAGAUGGAGGUUGGUUUAGAGUAGUGACUGUUUGGAGCUGCGGCAGUCUCUCGCCUGACAGUUGCAGACUGGUGACGUGAGAUGGAGGCAGCAUACAGAGAACUUUACCAGGAGUUUGUUCGCCUGAGAUCUCUUUGCCUCAGGCAGGCUGCUCUGUUGCAUAGUCUCAUGACAACUCUACAGAAGGCAAAAGAUGCCCCUAACGGAGACUCGACUGCCGAGCGUAUCCUAGAAAUCCCGACGCACUUCCAAGGAAACCCAAUAAGUGCGCCCAACCCUGCAGCAAAGUGUGACGUGUAUGCGCUCGCCGCAAAUGAGAACACAUCUCAUCUCCUGGCUGAAGAUAUGUCCAAGCUCAGCAUGAAGGCGCCUGAAGGCAAAGCGCAGCAAAAGAUGUCCUCAGGAGAGGACCUUGCGACAACAAAGUUCUGCUGUGAUCCUCUAAGUGGAGGCGGGAGCCACCAGGACUCAAAGAGGAUGUCUCUGUCAGACCGUCAAUUCCUUGGCUUUGACCUCCCAAGUCUUCCAGGUAGAUUGCUGAUGUCCGACGUGGCUCUGCAGUCUUACGUGUGCGACUUCUGCCAGGCCGUUUUUCCGGGACACACGACCACCAGGGGGGACUUCCUGCAACACCUCCACAACCACGUCACCUAGUUACUGCCGCCAAAAGCGCGGCAUGAAAGAUGAGGUUGGAUUACCUCUCUAUAAAUCCGAACACAACCUCCGAUCAAAACAUGGCACAGGGUUGCUCAAAACUGAGCACUAUCGAAUUUGCAAAGGUGAAAUCAAACUGUUGCCCUCUUAAUUCACCAAUCAUGAUAACCUGGAACCCGAUCACACGAUAAGUUGUCCACUGUAGUAAACACUGUCCCUGAAAGGGUUAAAAUCCUCAUUAGGGUUUUAAUGAGGGCGGACUACUGAACCGCUCUCAAGACAAUUGGGUCAAAAAAUAAACCUAACCAAAAAGCAGACAACUCAAGGAAAAUAAAACAUCAAAAACCAAAAAUGGUCAAAAAUCGACGGUAUAAAACAACACUGAUAUGGUGAGCGCUACGUCUGGUGAAUAAAGUGAAUAAGAGGUGAGGGUACUGUAACUCCAGUCAUUUAAACUACACCCUCAAUUUAAACUCUUAAUUGUAGCCCCUCAAAGAGAGAAAGCGAUGAGACAAGUCACGUUGGUUGCCCAGAGUCAUCAAUCUUCUCCUCAAGAUCCAGUCGACCCGCUUGUUUGAGACCAACAUUGGCGAAGCCUUCCUUGUACAAUCUACGGACCUGAACACCAUCACCAAUCUCUCCGAACCGAUGUGUUUCAUUGUAUCCUCGUCAUAUUUGGCGCUCACUUUCUCAUUAUCAUGAUCAUAUUUGACACUCAUGUUCAAAAAUAAGCUAUAUUAGCAGCGAGUAAAUUAAAGAAUGCGGACAUGUUUGAGGACUUAGUUGCUUUCUGCAGUUGGAUACAUAUGUCAGUUUCUAAAGAAAAAUAAUAAAACCUUGCGUUUUGA